This is a messenger RNA of Harmonia axyridis, 4112 nucleotides long. Its product is annotated as VWFA and cache domain-containing protein 1. The transcript has 10 exons. The coding region runs from base 293 to 3832 and encodes 1179 amino acids. The record is from RefSeq and is a predicted model, not a curated record. NCBI's taxonomy places the organism in Eukaryota, Metazoa, Arthropoda, Insecta, Coleoptera, Coccinellidae. Gene Ontology annotation, molecular function: voltage-gated calcium channel activity. Gene Ontology annotation, cellular component: voltage-gated calcium channel complex.
UAAUACCGUGAAAACAGAAAAAACGUGUUGUUUGUUUUGGUUUCUUGUUUCUAGUUCUACAACCUGCACUCGGCUCCCAUGAAUAUUUAACGAUAAACAGUAACAGUUACUUUCCAAUUUCUCAAUUUUUACAUCACAUCAUGUUAUUAGUUGCUCAAAUAACUUUCUUUCAUCUGAAAUUCCGAUAGAAGAUUUGAGAGAUUUAUGUAUCACACUUCAGAGUAAUAUGAAAAAUCAAAUGAAGAAGGGUGAAAAAUUAUUAUGAAAAUGAGGUGGAAAGAAUCGAACAAACAUGAUUUCGUACUGGUUUUUCGUAAAGAGAGUGCUAUUUGUAGCAUUUUUCUGUUAUGGUGUUGUGGAGUCUGUGAGUUCAAAUCAAACGGUUGUGAAUGAAACUAAUGCCAUCCUCAGAGUAGCUAUUGAAAAUUUUCAAAAUCAAUUUGAAAUAUUCAAAAAUGAAGAAUUACAGACAUCUCUUAUCAAUAACUUAUAUGGAACUCUCAAUUUCCCCAACAAAUAUUUGGAUCCAGGAGCUGAAUUGGAGAAUUUAUCAGAAAAACUAAAGGUUAAUAUUGACAUUAUCAACACUGUUCUUGAAAGAGCUAGAAGUAGUUUUAAAACUCAUAAUUCUACAAUUAUUGCCAACUAUAAGCAAUCCGUUAUUGUGCCUUGUGAAGAUGAAACAAAUGAAGAUUUAUCAGAGAUAACUGACUCUAAAAUAAAUGAUCUCUCUGAAAAUUCAGUUUAUGAAAUUUUACGUAUUUUAUAUUAUGAUCUAUGGGGACUAAAAAAUGCUUUGAAGAAAGUUCAUUUUCUGUCUCUGGCAAGUACAUCAUUUUCUGAAAAUGCAGAAAUUAUUGACAAUUUCUGUCAGAUCGAUCAUUCCAGAUUAUGGAAAUCUUAUAUGUCACACAAUGAAUACAAAACAAGGAGAGUUAUUCUUUUGAUCGACCAUGGAAAUUCACCUGAUGACAAUGUUUUAUUGUUGAGUAAACUUUUUGCUAAACAGAUGAUAUCUGUCCUGGACGAAAAUGAUAAAUUUACAGUUAUUGCAAUAGCUUCAAAGUGGUCUUCUCUCACUGUAUCGGAAUCUUGCGGUAAUCAGCAUUUACCUUCAAUCCUGGCAGCUACAGAUAAUAACAAGGAAUUGACUUACAACUUCAUUGAUAUGUUGAGUAGUAAAAGUGAAAUAACCAACCAUAACAUAGGUAUAAAAACUGCUAUGAAAAUGGCAAGAUUAUUUUAUGCUGGUGAUGAAACAGUUAUGUUGGUCUACAUAAGCCCAGGCACAGAAUUUUCAAUGACGGAAGCAAUGGAUAUCAUAACUAUGAGUGAUUUAUCGUCUCCUCUUAUUAUCAACACUUGUUCAGUAUCUUCAGGAACUUUACCUGAUAUCCAUGACAUGAAUAUACUUUCAAACAUUAUGAAUAACUUUUUCAUAGAAAAAAAUGUAAACAAAAACCAGCUGAUUUCGAGAGGUCACUUGGCUUUCAUAAAUGAUCAGUCUUCUAUAGGACCCACUGUUGCCAGAUUUUAUGAAAUGUACAAUAGCAGACUUUAUCGAACAACCACUAAAGUGUCUCUUCCAACAUGGGAUGCAGUUUCUCAAGAAUUAACAUUAACAUUCAGCAUUGGUUUUCCAAUAGGAAAUAGAUUUGUUGUUCUUGGAGUGGAUUUCUAUUUUUCUGAAUUUUUGAGGGACGUUAUUUAUUUAAGUAACUAUAGACAAAAUAUUAGUGCAAUACUCAUGGAUACCACAGGAAUGGUACUUGUUCAUCCUUCCAUACCUUCGAAAAGAAUGGGGAAACCAAUAAAAUUGGCUCACAUAUCCAAAUAUUUACCUCAAGGAUUUAACAAAAAUAUGUUUUUUGAAAUAUCAGAAGGCAUAUUUUUUUCAGAAGUAACAUCGAAAACCUAUAUCUGGAAAAAUAUUGAUAACGUUUAUGUGAUAUGUGCAGUUGUCAGCAAUUUCAAAACGGAUGUUUCGAUGGUUCCAUCUAAACUCAAUUGGUUGCCAAGUUUAGCAAACAGCCAACUUGUAUCACAACUUGCAGAUCUUGCAAAUAGCAAUUCUGUAUGUAAAAAUCUAGGCCAGAUGGCAAACAUGGAAUCACCAUCGCUGUAUCUUAGCCAGAGCUGUUUUCACCAUUCACCAAGAAUAAACAACGGAUCUUUAAAUCUAAUACCAUAUUUUCAACAUGGAAAUUUAUUGACCAAACAUGAAGGAUUACAAGAUGGUAUACGAGAUGAAUUAGCUGAUUUAGUACAAUUAACAGAUACCUUGAAGAACAAACACUUCAACAGUGUAAAUGCCGAUUAUGUGAUCCGGAGAUACGUAGCGACUAAGAGUGGUAUUCUUCAAAUAUUUCCAGGGACAUUCUUAGCACCAAAUUUUGAACCAUCAAAAAGAUUAUGGUUCCUCCGAGCUACCGAGUUGGUUGGUAGAAUUGUGGUUAGUCCGCCAUAUCUAGAUUCUGGAGGUGCUGGCUACAUAGUUACAGUUUCCUAUGCCACUCCCUUUUUUGUAUUAGGUAUUGAUCUUACCUAUGGUUAUAUUUUGAAAAAAAAUUUAGAAGACAAUUUGGAUUGUACGAACAAUACGUGUUUCUUAGUUGAUGAUAGAGGCUAUCUUGUAUCCCAUCCAGACAUAAUUACAUCCCUGGAAAAUGAAAAUGAACCAGUAGAACAACUUCAUAUAGUCCACAAAGAAUCUUCAGUAGCGAAUGAUCUUCUAAACCAUGAACAAUUUGUGCAGAAACUAGCUUGUAACGAUUAUUCAGCAGGUACCAUUCAAAGGUAUUAUCAACUAAAUCUGAGUUUUCCCGGAAUUUUAACUGGUUUUGUUCUUGGAGAAUCAUGUAUUUCAUACUCGAUUGGUUCUAUAGAAGGUACCAACCUAUUUUUAGGUGUUGUUAAGGCUGCUUGUCCCAUUACUAGGACUUUUUGUCCUUGUAGUGUUGUCGAUAGGAUCUGUUUGAACUGUGGCAACAUGGAGAAACAGGAGUGUGAAUGUCCUUGCGAAUGUCAAAUACGCAGAAGCAGUUGUAGCAUCUACACAUCUCAUGAUGAUUAUAAAAUGUGCGAUACAGUGCUAGCGGGAUUUUCUGCCGAACCUGUUUUUGAGAACCUUGAAGAUGUUCCUCAGUGCCCUAGUUCGAAUUGUGAAACCAAAACCACUUACCUUUCUUGCUUGGGUGUCAAAGGUUGUGAAUGGUGCAAGAAAGAUACAUAUGGAUUUUCUUUAGACACCCCUUUUUGUACUAGCUUGUCCUUGUGUUUCAAUGGGGUUCUAGGAGGACCAAGCCCUUACAAAGAUGCUAAUGUAGGAAAGACAAAUAUACUAUCUUCCAUUAAGAGCACCAACUUUGUUUUGUGUUUAAUUGUUGUGCUUGGAGUUGUGUUAUUUUUAAUUUUUAUUUGUUUACGUUCAUAUAACAAUGUGCCCCGAAGCUCAAGAGUGUAUUUAUCGGCUAGGCAAGAUCAUCUCCAUAUGAACGAUUUAAAUAUAAAUGAUAAUUUCGUUGAACAAGGUAAUCACAAUGACAAAUUACUCAUCGAAGAGAAAAAAAGGACUCCAAUUUCCCCAUAUUGUGUUCAAUCAAGCUAUUUUAGACCAACUACUGCAGCAGAUUCAGAUCAUGGUUAUUCAACCAUGACUCCUCACGAUGAGUCAGAGCAGUUAUCAUUAGCCCCUAUGGAAAUUGAUUCCUUAGAAGAAGAUAUGGCUUCGGACAGAACUACCCCUCCUAUCAAGGUACCCCUGUCAAAAAUACCGCAUAAGAAUCGUAUUGUUGUUCCAGUUACUGUACAUCGACAUGUUGAUGCCACUUAAUCAAUUGUGUUCAAUCAACUAAUGUUUUUUAUAACUUAUUGUGAAUUGUGCAUUAUAAAUAUGUGUGUUUGGGGAAAUAAUCUUCACCGCCAUUUUAUAUUUUUAUAAUAUUGUGACUGAAAUAUUUAUUGCUUCUUCAUUCAAACUAAUUGCAUAAAUUUUUUAUUGUUAUUUUAUACUUUAUAUAAACUGAUUGUAGGAGCAAUUAAUGAACUUUUAAUUUUUCAAAACCCAGUACAAAAUUAUUUUUUAUUUUUAUGAAUAAAUUCUUUGUAUCGUA